AUACCGUGCAACAAUUACAGGAGGUUGCACCUCAACUAAGGGACCUCUGCAUGGCGGGCGGCUUUCCGCUAGCAAAAUGGCAUGCAACUCAUCUCGACAUACUCAAGACUGUCACCGACAGCCAAGACCAAGGCUUACCAAUCACCUUCGACGAUUGCGCAACCAAGAUACUCGGACUCAAAUGGCUCCCUCAAGAAGAUACAUUUGCAUUCUCACCUAGGAACUCACGCACUGAAGACAGACUCACAAAACGCCUCGUCUUAUCUGAAGUGGCUCAGAUACUCGAUCCACUUGGUUUUGCAUCACCCGUCGUGAUCAAGGCCAAAAUUCUCUUGCAGGAGCUGUGGCUGCACAAGCUCCAAUGGGAUGACCCACUGACAUCCCAGCUCUCAACCCGGUGGCUCAUCCGCAGAGAAGAACUCAUAGGCUUGGCCAAGCUUUCGAUACCUAGAUGGUUCAACACUUGGAGCACCUCUUCUGUGGGACUGCAAGGCUUCUCUGACGCUUCUCAAUUAGCAAUGACUGCAGUCGUAUACAUCUCCGUUCACGACUCAACUGGAUCCACGUUUUCACUUGUGUGCUCCAAAACUAAGGUAGCACCUAUCAAGCGGCUGUCAAUCCCUCGACUUGAACUCACGGCUGCUCUACUGCUCUCUCGACUCAUGCAAUACGUCAAAGCCACUUUAAACAUGGACGUAAUGGCAACUCACCUGUGGACGGAAUCUCUAGUGACACUUUCAUGGGUCAGAUCUCAUGCAUCACGCUGGAAGGAUUUUGUCAGAAACAGGGUGGCUCAAAUUGAAGAACUCACUCCAGCUGCUCACUGGAGAUACAUACCAGGAACUUCCAAUCCGGCUGAUUGCGCAUCACGAGGCCUCACGACUGCUCAGCUUCAAAACCGCUCACUUUGGUGGACGGGACCACCAUGGAUACUCAAUCCAGACUCAUGGCCGUCGCAACUAGCACUCUCCGAAGAGUUGAGUGCAACAGAAGCUCACCCAGGCGUUUCGCUAUUGACUGUUACGCCAAGGACUGAUUAUCAAUGGGAACUCAUCUACAAGUACUCAAGCCUCACUAAACUAUUGAGGAUUACAGCUCUCUGUUUCAGAUUCGUCUCACGGUUGAGGAAGGUCCACGACUCAUUGCCUGUUAGACACAUCUCUCCAGAGACCUUGGAGAAAGCGAGGCUCUUCUGGAUUCAGGCAGCUCAAGCAACGUACUUCUCUCACGAGCUCAAGGCGCUACAAGCAGACUCACCGUUGGCAAAGGCACACGCAUUCAACCGAUUAACUGCGUACAUCGGCGCUCAAGGAGUCAUUCGCGUCGGCAGACGACUCGCUCACGCAGCUCUUUCACUCGAUGCGAAACAUCCUGCAAUAUUGCCUCGUUACUCUCAGCUAUCAUCAUUGAUCAUCGCUCACGCUCAUCAAUGGACUCUACAUGGAGGCACGCAGCUUACGCAUCCGACAACAGUACUGGAUUCUCGGCGGAUGGGCUCCUGUCAAUUCUCACAUCCUGCGACACGACCGUUCACUCAUACAGGUGUGGACUACGCAGGGCCACUCACCGUCAAAACGUGGAAAGGAAGAGGUGCCAAGACCACUAAAGGCUGGAUUUACGUCUUUGUCUGCUUCUCAACUUCAGCAGUACACCUAGAGGCGGUCAGUGACUACUCAUCCGAAAGGUUCAUUGCCGCCUAUCGACGCUUCUCAUCCAGACGCGGCAUUGCUCACACCUCACAAUCAAACUGCGGCACCAAUUUCAUCGACGCGGAUACAGCUCUCAAAAGGCUGUUUAUCCAGAGCACUCAAAACCAUCAGCGCAUUUCUCAACUGCUCUCGCAAGACAACACCCGAUGGGAGUUCAAUCUCCCAGCGACACCUCACAGGGGAGGAAAAUGGGAGGCCGUCGUAAAACCAAAAGAAGUCCUCUCACCGCCAUACCAGAGCCAUCACUCACUGACCUGGCCAUCUCAAGACUCUCACGAUGGCAACUCAUCCAGCACAAGGCACCAUAGGAACAACGAGAUCAAGAUCGGAUCAUUGGUGCUCAUCACCGACGAGCGGCUACCACCAUGCAAAUGGCCGUUAGCCCGGAUAACAGCCCUACAUCCUGGGAAGGAUGGACCCGUGCGGGUGGUGACUUUGAAGACAGCCACUACCACUCUCAUCCGACCAGUGAUCAAGCUCUCCGUCCUGCCAAUCUCAUCAUAA
Messenger RNA from Vollenhovia emeryi, 2213 nucleotides. RefSeq lists its product as uncharacterized. Gene Ontology annotation, molecular function: nucleic acid binding. The record is from RefSeq and is a predicted model, not a curated record. The transcript is spliced from 3 exons. The annotation marks the transcript as partial. Lineage: Eukaryota; Metazoa; Arthropoda; Insecta; Hymenoptera; Formicidae.